This is a messenger RNA of Effrenium voratum, 2052 nucleotides long. The record is from the annotation of a GenBank genome assembly. Lineage: Eukaryota; Dinophyceae; Suessiales; Symbiodiniaceae.
AUGCAAGGCGAAGUCUGGGAGCUUUUGGCGGGCAGCGCCGAGCAGAAAUCCCCAGUCUCGCUUUCAACUUCGCCGGGUCUACAGGAGGCGCGCGCCGCAGAAAAAGCGCCGGCGGCGGCGGCUGAGUCGGCGCGGCCGGCCGAGCGGCCCGCCGACUCCGCCGAGUCAGCGAAAACGGCCGAGCCGGCGAAAGCGGCGCCCUUCAGAUCCAGAGCCAGCGUGAGCCGGGUGAUCCCGGCUGAGAUCACGCAGGACGCGGGGCUCAACGCGGCUAUUGCCGCCGGGCUCCCACGAACCCAUGACUUUGAGAUCCACCGAUCCAUCUGGAAGCUGCGCCGAGCUGGCGCGCGUCACGUAGGGCUUCAGCUGCCGGAGGGUCUGCAGGGCUGGGCGACAGCCCUGGCAGACAUUCUGUGCAACUUUGCGCCCAGUGUUCAGACGGCCACGAUCUUCGGGGACGUGACCUUCGGCGCCUGCUGCAUCGACGAUUUGGGGGCGAGCGCGCUGGGGGUGGACUUUUUGAUCCACUACGGCCACUCCUGCAUAGUGCCGACUGACCAAACCACAGUGACCACCCUCUACAUCCACGUGGAGGUGGAGGUGAAUGUGGAUCACUUGGUGGACACGGUCCUUCACAAUUUUUCGCCUGAGAAGCGCCUCGCCUUCAUGAGCAGCGUGCAGUUCUCCUCUGGCAUGAUGCAGGCCGUGGAGCGCCUGCGAAAGGAAGAGGAUGGAGCGCGCCCCUCGGCGCCGCAGGUGAAGCCGUUGGGCGUGGGGGAGACUCUUGGAUGCACCUCGCCCCAUGCCGGGGACGUGGAUGCGGUCAUUUUUGUGUGCGACGGCCGGUUCCACCUGGAGAGUGCCAUGAUCCAGAACCCGCACCUACGGGGCAACUUCUUCCGGUACGACCCCGCCUGCCUUACGCUCACGCGCGAGGGCUUCGCGCACGCGGAGCUGCAUAAGAGCCGCAAGGCGGCCAUCGCGGCGGCGAAGGACGCGAAGAGCGUGGGUCUCGUCUUGGGCACCCUGGGCCGGCAAGGCAGCGUGGGGGUGCUCGAGGAGAUCGAGCGACUCCUGGAGCGACUAGAUGUCACGUACUUCACCAUCCUGCUGUCGGAGAUCUCCCCGGAGCGUCUCGCGCUCAUGCCCAACGUGGAUGCCUGGGUGCAGGUGGCCUGUCCACGUCUCUCCAUGGACUGGGGAAGGGCGAACCGCAUCCCGGGGAUCGGCUACGAGAUCGCUCGAGGCUUGGCACGCCGAUUGCCCGAAGGGAGCACCGUGGUGAUCACCGCCAGGUCUCCAGAGAUGGGUAAGCAGGCCGUUGAAACCCUGGCGGUGGAGAUGGGAGAUCGGGCAAAGAUCCAGUUUCAUCAGCUGGACAUCGGCGAUGCCAAAUCCGUGGAAGCCCUGGCCCAGUACGCCUCCUCCUUGGGCGGCAUCGACGUGCUGGUGAACAACGCGGGCUUGGCCUUCCCCAUGAACGACCCCACGCCCUUUCCGGAGCAGGCGAGGCAGACCGUCAACGUGAACUACUACGGCACCAAGCGCAUGCUAACCAUCCUCCGGCCCCACUUGAAGCCCAAGUCGCGCUCAGUGGGCGUCUCCUCUGCUACAGGUCAGUUGGGCUCCAGCUGGUCCGAUGCACUCAAGCAGCGCCUAUUGUCGGAGACAUUGAGCCUCCAGGAGUUGGACGCCAUCGCCGAGGAGUUCGUGGCUGCGGCGGCCGAUGGCCGGCACCAGGAGCUCGGCUUUCCCGGGUCAGCCUAUGGCACUUCGAAGGCCUUGAUGACCCAGCUGCACCGGGUCCUCGCGAACACGAGCUCUCCCCCGGCUCUGCUCUGCUCGGUGUGCCCGGGGCUGUGCCGGACCUACAUGGCCACAGGCCGCGGCACCUUCAUGAGCAACGUGCUGUGGUUGGCCUCCUUCGUCGUCGGCAACUCCGCGGAGGGGGGCGCCGACACACCGCUGUAUCUUUGCACAGAGCUGCCAGAGGCAGAGUGGCCAUCGGUACAUGGCCGAUUUCUGCAGAACCGGCAGGUAAAGAACUACUGA